Balaenoptera ricei (Rice's whale) is the source of this 1278-nucleotide messenger RNA. RefSeq names its product phosphatidylinositol 3,4,5-trisphosphate 3-phosphatase TPTE2-like. The record is from RefSeq and is a predicted model, not a curated record. Gene Ontology annotation, cellular component: cytosol. Bases 16 to 1245 code for a protein of 409 amino acids. The transcript is spliced from 15 exons. Gene Ontology annotation, biological process: dephosphorylation. Lineage: Eukaryota; Metazoa; Chordata; Mammalia; Artiodactyla; Balaenopteridae. Gene Ontology annotation, molecular function: protein tyrosine/serine/threonine phosphatase activity; phosphatidylinositol-3,4,5-trisphosphate 3-phosphatase activity.
GCUUUAUUUUUUUUCAUGGAUGUUUUUCUUCGAGUAUUUAUAGAAGGGGUACGACCGUAUUUUUCUGAUAUAGUUAACUCCUUAGAUGCUGCCAUUAUUGUGGUGACUCUACUGGUCAAUAUCGCUUAUAUUUUCUAUGACUUUAAGGUUCUUAAAGAUUUCCCUGAAUUGACAAUGAUUUUACGACCUCUACGACUUAUCAUUCUGAUAAGAGUUUUUCAUCUGGCUCAUCAAAAAAGACAUCUUGAAAUGCUGACCAGGAGGAUGGUUUCAGGAAACAAACGGCGAUACAAGAAGGACGGAUUUGACUUAGACCUCACUUACGUUACUGAGCGUAUUAUUGCCAUGUCAUUCCCAUCUUCUGGAAAGCAGUCUUUCUAUAGGAAUCCCAUUAAGGAAGUUGUACGGUUCCUGGAUACCAAGCAUCAAAACCACUACCGAGUCUACAAUCUCUGCAGUGAAAGAGCUUAUGAUGCUAAGUACUUCCAUGAUAGGGUCUGUCGAUACAUGAUUGACGAUCACAAUGUCCCCUCUUUGAGUGAGAUGGUGGCGUUCUCCAAGGAAGUAAAAGAGUGGAUGGCUCAAGACGAGGAAAACAUCGCAGUGAUUCACUGUAAGGGGGGCAAAGGAAGAACUGGAACCAUGAUCUGUGCCUACCUUCUUGCCAGUGAAAUAUUUGCAACUGCAGAGGACAGCCUUUAUUAUUUUGGAGAACGGCGAACAGAUAAAUCCACCAGCAGUAAAUUUCAGGGAAUAGAAACUCCUUCUCAGAACAGAUUUGUUGGAUAUUUUGCAAUGGUGAAAAAUACCUACAACUUGACUCUUCCUCCAAUGAAAAAACUCACGAUUAAAAAUAUCGUUAUUUAUUCAAUUCAUGGUGUUGGAAAAGGCAAUGGAAAUGAUCUAAAAGUACAAAUAAUAAUGCAACGAAAGCCUGUUUUUUUCUGUUCUGCUUCCAAAAACUGUGGGAUAGUUCAUGAUGCUGAAACAGACAGAGUAAUAAUUAAUCUAUCCAACUGUCCACCUCUGUAUGAUGAGGUAAAAGUGAAAUUUCUCUCUUCUUCGGACCUUCCUAAAUACUAUGAUGACUGUCCAUUUUUCUUUUGGUUCCAUACAUCUUUUAUACAAAAUAACAGGCUUUAUCUUUCAAGAAGUGAAUUGGAUAAUCCCCACAAACCAAAAGCAUGGAAAAUUUACCGUCCAGAGUUUGCAGUCGAGGUAUAUUUUGAUGACGUUAAGUUGUAGCUGGUAUCUGAUUAAGUGUAGCUCCCCUUCUAG